Molecule: messenger RNA, 2311 nt
Organism: Triplophysa dalaica
Lineage: Eukaryota; Metazoa; Chordata; Actinopteri; Cypriniformes; Nemacheilidae
Gene: cltb
Product: clathrin, light chain B
Exons: 6
Coding region: 233-913 (226 amino acids)
Biological process (GO): clathrin-dependent endocytosis; intracellular protein transport; clathrin coat assembly
Cellular component (GO): postsynaptic endocytic zone cytoplasmic component; clathrin coat of trans-Golgi network vesicle; synaptic vesicle membrane
Molecular function (GO): clathrin heavy chain binding; structural molecule activity
Source: RefSeq, a predicted model, not a curated record
UUUUCCCGGCCAGCACUGAGCGCUCUCAUUACGAGCGACGCGUCAUUGAACUCCUAGCCAACCUGCAGCUGUAAAGUGAAAACUAUCCUAUAUACUUUAAAACUUCUAAAGCUUGCGACGUCUGAUUCAUAACAACUCGAGUACGUUUAUUUUCCUUUAAAAACAUCCUAACGUGCUCGAAGAAGAGAACAGCUGGAGGCUUUUUACGGAAGCCGGUGUUACUUUGUUAAACAUGGCUGACGACUUCGGUUUUUCCGACAACGGAGUUCAUGUGGAGGAGGACCCGGCCGCGGAGUUUCUCGCCCAGCAGCAGAAUGAGAUCGCGGUGAUCGAAAACGACGACGCCGGGUUCGGCGAGCUGGAUGACGGCGGACCUCCGCCCGCUGAGUCGGACACGUACACGUCUUUCGGAGGUGAUUUUGGAGGAACAACGUCUGUGAACGGAGAUAUGUUCCAGGACGCCAAUAGCACAAACGACAGCUACUCAGCCAUUGCCCAAGUUGACAUUCAGAGGCAGGAACCAGAAAGCUUGCGCAAAUGGAGGGAGGAACAAAGGGAUCGGCUGGAACAAUUAGAUUCAGCUGCUAAGGCAGCUGAGGCCGUGUGGAGAGAGAAAGCCCAGAAGGAACUAGAGGAUUGGCAUGUACACCAGAAAGAACAGAUGGAGAAAAACAAAUCCAACAACAGGAUGGCUGAUAAGACUUUCAACAAACAGCCCAACUCUGAUGACAUAGGCUUUGUAGAGUCCGAAACUGCUUUUCUGAACGAGGUUGAUGACGACAGCCCGGGCACAGAAUGGGAGAAAGUGGCCCGUCUUUGUGACUUCAACCCCAAAACCAGCCGCCAGACUAAAGACGUGUCUCGGAUGCGCUCGGUGCUCAUUUCUCUGAAACAGAUGCCUCUGGUUCGCUAAAACAUCUCCCUCUCGUGAUUUACUGGCUUUCUUUUUCUUUCCCUCCUGCACUUUAUUUUAAUUAAGCUGGACAUCUAAAAGAGUAAAGUUUUUUUUAGAAAGUGUACAAUUUAGUGUAUUUAAACUUCAUAUUUAUGUACCCUGAUGUUUUAUGGGAAUUUAGUUUGGCUAUUCUACAUUUUCAGGAAUUUUAUACACAAAAAAAUUCAAGUGUGCCUCCAACUUUAAAAAAAACGAUAAUUUGUUUAUCACAUUAAUCCAAAGGGCCAUUGUUUUUUUUUAAGUGUCAGAAUUAUAUUAUUCCAGUGAUUGUUUUCACUUUUCAGUUUACUAAAUAGUGAUUGUAGUGACAUUUACGUUACCCACAAAUCUCCAGACAGCCUUUAUUUAAGUUUUUUUCCUGUGGUGGCCCGUUAAAUGAGAAAUCAAGGUGUUUUGUUUCUUAAUAUGGAUGCAGGUUAGUUUGCGCUUCUCUUUUUAUGAAGUGUGUAGUUUUUUUUUUACUUCAUAAACUCUACUUAAAUCAGUAUCCAGGUUUGGUAUUAUCUGCUUUUGUGUAUUUCAGCUCACUGUUGAGAGGGAAUUAGUUAUUUUCAUAAACCUGCUACGUUUCAUUUUUUUGGUUAUAAUUUUACAUCACUUUUCAUCAUGAUGGGAUUUCAAGUUAUGCAUGUAAUGUUUGGUUUUAUGUCUGAAGUGACCGUAAUUGUCAAGAUCAAAUUCACAGCAUUUAUAAUGCAUGGUUGUAUCACUCUGUGAAUAUAACUUUGGACAACAUAGAUGUUUACAUUACUUAUAUUUACUACAUGUUCUUAGCAGAUUUCUCUGGCGAUAUACAUUAGGGACAAAUAAUACCAAGUUUGAACCACAUCUUUUGUAAAAUGUAGUGUUUUGAAUGUAAUGUGGCCUAAGUCUAAUACAGCAAUGAAUACCGUGCCUGAACAUUUUUUGCUUACUGUGGGACUUAAUGUCUGGCCUUUAUCACUCAAUCUGCGAAGAUCUGACAGGGCUAGAAAAGGAUAGCACAUAAAACAAUGCAGGUAUAGAUCCUUUUGUACAAAACACAUUUGCUGGUAGUUGAACGAUAGUUUUUUCUUUGUCCAGAUACUGAAAUUGUUGUUCUACUGGUUACAUGACAUGUCUGGAAAUGUUACUGAUAGUUCCACCAAAUGCUUAGUUAGUUGCUUAAAAAAACCCCUAAUGUUUAUUUGCCUACUUUGACAAGUUAAGGCCUAUUACAUCUGCUUAUGUUUAAUAUGAUUCUGGGUCAUCAUUUAUUACUCUAAUGAAAACAAAGUGCAGCUUGUUUGAUUUAUCUUCUCAUAACUCUAUGAAUGAGUGUGCAUUGAUUCAGACGAUGCAAUACUGUUGUAUAAUUUAAUAAAAGCCUUAAUUCAA